Molecule: messenger RNA, 1130 nt
Organism: Ceratina calcarata
Lineage: Eukaryota; Metazoa; Arthropoda; Insecta; Hymenoptera; Apidae
Product: protein lifeguard 3
Exons: 7
Coding region: 228-1115 (295 amino acids)
Cellular component (GO): membrane
Source: RefSeq, a predicted model, not a curated record
ACAUUCAAUUGUUUAUCCGUGUUUAUCCGCGAAAAGUGUUAUACGUAUCAUGUGUCCGGAUCGGUGUUUUAUGUUUUAAUCAAAUUACGAGAUUGACAAGAAAUUCAUCGUAAGUACGAAGAGAAGUUGUAGAAGAGAGAAUUCCGUGUAAAAUACAACGAUGCGUUUCAGGUGCGGCGUAUGACUCGGUUUAAACGUUCUUUAGGAAAUCGUCGAUCGAUCGCCCGAUGACAGAGUCUCAAAGGUUCAUACCGGGCCCUCCGCAAUUGCCGCCUCUAUACAAGGGGCAAAAGAUUAAGCAGGGACCGUACACUGUCACGGUCACGGAUGACAUGGUAACGCAGAGAGAACGGGAGAACGAACAGUUAUACAGGGCUUGGCUCGAGCAACAACGAAGAAGACAAAUGGAGGGUGACGACGAAGAGUACGUCGGGGAUUUCAAGGAAGACACAGUUAGAAGAAGUUUCAUUCGGAAAGUUUUCUGCCUACUAACGGUUCAAUUACUGAUCACGUCCGGCAUCAUUGCGUUCUUUAUGUUCGUGGAUGACGCGAGGAAAUUUUUGAUAAUCCACUGGUACAUGUGGAUCAUAGCCAUGAUAUGCUUCAUGUGCUCCUUUUGCGCCAUAUCGUUUUCCGAGAGCGCGCGACGCACGCCACCUUUCAAUUAUAUAUGGCUGACUAAAUUGACGCUUUCGAUGUCGUACUUGGCCGCUUUCGCGUCCGUCUUUUACGAGAUCGAAAUCAUUCUGUUGGCGUUAGGCAUGACGACAAUAGUCACCUUGGGCAUAGCUUUUAUCGCGACGAUCACCAAGUUUGAUUUAACAAUGAGAACGGGACUGAUGACGGUCGCCGGGCUGGCUGCUGUAGUCUCUCUCAUUGUCUUAACGAUAGUCCUCUACUUUACGUACAUAACUGCGAUACACGUGGUGAUCUCGGUUAUAGGAAUGAUCAUAUUGUCAAUGUACUUGUUCUUCGACGUGCAAACGAUCAUGGGCGGAAGGAGGAUAGAGAUAGAUCCGGAUGAAGUGGUAUUUGCAACGGUUCAACUUUACGUUGACAUCGUGCUGCUGUACCAAUACAUUUUAAUGUUCAUGGGUCUGGUUCAUCGAUCAUAACGACGGGCGUGAAAU